Diaporthe batatas is the source of this 3076-nucleotide messenger RNA. RefSeq lists its product as uncharacterized. The transcript has a single exon. The record is from RefSeq and is a predicted model, not a curated record. NCBI's taxonomy places the organism in Eukaryota, Fungi, Ascomycota, Sordariomycetes, Diaporthales, Diaporthaceae. Bases 1549 to 2610 code for a protein of 353 amino acids.
UCAAAAACCAGUCAGCUGCUACACCCUCUCCUCCGACCUCGCCUCCGGGGGAUAAUACCCCUGGUUUUCUACAUUGCUGGAGGGUGCAGUCAGUACUCAAUUCUUCUACUGUCGUAUUUCUGUCUCUGUCUCCAUCAUUGCUGUUUCUUUAUCAAGAUCUCGAUUUCCGAACCUGCGUUGGCGAUCUCGCGUUGGGCGGUUUUCUUUUGUCCGGUCUUGUCCUUGACCGCUCUCUUGAAAUCCCAGUCUGCACGCUCAUCCUGCAUCAAGUGGACCGCGGGCGUGGGGUCGACAAGGGCCAGGGUCGUGCUCAUGACUACUCCGUACUGGAUCACCGCAACCGCAACCACCAGAAGCAGACAUCGUGUGCUUUCAAGCGUUGGUUGUCCUACCUGUUGACCGCCAUAAGUCAACUGGCCUCUUUUGGGAUUCAGACUUCCAUCGUCUUGCUGGCUUCCAAGUUCCAAGCACGAGCUGGCCGUUUAGACCUAGAACAUCAGAUCGCCCACACCCACGUCAAAUCUCCACACUCCGGGUCACGCUCACUCACGGUCGACGGUGACGUUGGCAAACCCGUCUCUGGCCCAACUCUGGCUCAAAGAUCUCGCCUCCAAAACUCUGUGGCUUCCCGCCGGCCUGGUCCUGGCCCUGAACCAGGCUCUGGGCUGCUGCUCGCCCACGGCGGUAACGGAGUUCUUUGUCAACGGUUCCACAAGUCGGCAGGGCGGUGUUGAUCCCCUGGUCCGCGUGGGGCCGGGCCUGCACAAAUCCCAGCCUGCAUAUUAUUUUUGAACUGCACGCACGCGCCUUGUGCCGCUGCCAACUGGUCUGUUGUGUGCCAGCAGGACCCAUUCUCCAGCGCCCAGCCGGAUCCUAAGCGCCAAUAGAGGGCCUGGCGCUCUGCUUCAACGCUUUCCAUCACUCCGCUCUGAUACGUUGGCACGACUUAUACAGCCCACGCAGCCCACCGAUCGCCGGGUCGGCUCUGCAACAACAAAGGUUCUAGAAGCCAGGCGGCCCGGGCAAGCAGUCUGGCACGAGUGCUGCCCCUGGCGGACAGCUCAUAAAGCUCACGACCCGCACAGGUGUGCGAGGGGCCCCAUAGCGCUCGCUCGCUUGCCUGUUCCCCGGCGCCAUUUUUCUCGAUUCGAACUGCCCUGGGGCUCGAUCUUCCCAAGAAGCUUCGGCUGACCGCAACUCGCCGGCGCCGUGACGAAUUCUCUUGUCAACACAGACCAAGCUCCAUCUAGGCCCAGGGGCCAGGGAAUGAACGACAGCUAGCCGAAGUGACUUCUUUGUUGCGGAGAAUUGUGCGCGGGUCCGCACGAGCAGAGUCAAACUCAUAAACAACAGCGAAUUCCUCGCAUCAAAUCGCCCAACAAAUUCAAAUCCGCCUCAGACUCCGAGUCAAGCUUGUCAGGAACGAGUAAACACUUGCAGUGUCGCGGAGAAAUUUUCAUGUGGCGUCCCCAACAACAUACAGACACACACACCUUUCCAUAGCCUCUCACCCCCGGAACUCAUCGUCAAUCGGCAACCUCCGCAAACAUGUCACGACAGUCACCCGUGCCUCGUUCUCACUCGAGGGCGAGCUUCUACUCCACCACCACAUACCACUCAUUCCAGGAUGUCGAACUCUUUGAGCCAGGCUGCACACCAGAUGACCAGGGAACGUCGACUUCGAGGAUCCCCAUGCCCGUAGAGACACCCGUGGUCAGGAGACAGAGAACAUCGAGGAGGGACGACUUCGACAAGAACCCUGCCUCAUUCCAGAUGGUCCGCCAGGACUCCGGCUACGAGUCGAGCACACCCACUCGCACCUCGCAGUCGUCAAGACGCCACCGGCACUCAUCCCACACCAAGUCCGCCUCAUCACCACCCCGGACGGAGUCCCAGCCCCGGACCUCAACCUCACAAAAGAGGCCCGCCCUCCGGCGCUCUCGGCCGAUUACAAACAUGCCCCGGUCCAGCAUGACCGCCUCUCGCUCGCCACCUCGGAGCAACCCACAACAAUCACCCCAAUAUAAUGACCCAUAUUCCUACUUUCAAUUCCCAUCACCCGAGCAACUGGACGAACCAGACCAGGAACACGACCAGCAAGAAAAACAACAACAACAACAACCGCAGAACCCCAACUCCGACAUUGCACCAGUCAGCCUACAUCUCGACACCCUCACCGCCACCAGCCACCACUCCGAAAAGCCAACAUCAUCCUCCCCCUCCCCCUCAGCAACAAAACCACAACCCUCAACCCAAUACACCACCGGCGCCGAGACCCCUCUCUCCCCCCUGCCACCCCAGACGACCCACUACUGGACCUCCGACCGCACGCGGCGCCUCGAGUACGCGGCCAUCGACGCCGCCUCCCGGGGCGUCAGGGGCUGGGUCAUGCGCAACUGCGUGCCCGAGUGCUUCGUCCCCAAGGAGCGGCGCCGCGUCUGCUUCGACGACGACACGGGCUCCGUCAGGCGGUACCGCCUCGACCUCGAGAUCGAGUGCCCCGAGGACAGCGUCCCGCCCAGCCCCGUGGGCGAGAAGCCGCGGGGGUUCCGCGCACGCCACCACGGCGGCGCGAGGGGCCUCUGGGCUAAGCUCAGGGGGAGGGCUUAGGGCAGACACGCUGCUCGAUAUUCACAUUUCAACCUAUGUUAUCCGCCACCAAGGAGAGACAUCACCGCCGAGGCGAUUCUUGAGAACGCCUCUGGCCUUAAUUCUUUUAUUUGAUAAUUUGACUUAAUGUUUUGUACUUGGGAUAGAGAAGCGAGCAAUACCUUUUUGUUUUCCCCCCCUCGCAACAGAAGAGACGACGGAAUGAGAGAAGAAUGCAUCUGAGAGACACUAGCAGAAACGGCAAGAGACAGCACUUUGGCACCAUUUACAUUGGCGUUCUAUACCCACCAGAGUUCAUGGAGGAUAUCUUUUGGUCGUUUAUUGGAGAAAUUGUAUGGGGCCACGAUCACCAGCAUUCAACCAUCAUCAUCAGAAUGAGCCUGGCUCCGUUACAGGACAACAUACCCGAUCCGAUAGGGCAUACUAAGCAGAACAAUGUCUGCAAAUAAAAACACAAAUCCAAUAA